Molecule: messenger RNA, 1600 nt
Organism: Gekko japonicus
Lineage: Eukaryota; Metazoa; Chordata; Lepidosauria; Squamata; Gekkonidae
Gene: PLEKHJ1
Product: pleckstrin homology domain containing J1
Exons: 6
Coding region: 51-500 (149 amino acids)
Biological process (GO): receptor recycling; retrograde transport, endosome to Golgi; endosome organization
Cellular component (GO): early endosome; trans-Golgi network; recycling endosome
Source: RefSeq, a predicted model, not a curated record
GAGGGCGCGGCGGCCAGAGGGGCGCCGGUGGGGCGCGGCGGCCGGGCGCGAUGCGGUACAACGAGCGGGAGCUGCUCUCGCUGUCGCGGCAGCCGGCCGAGAAGGCGGCCGAGAUCCUCAUGCGGGCCCCCAAGAAGGGGAGCGUACUGAAGAAGCGCCUUGUGAAGCUGGUUGUCAAUUUCCUUUUUUACUUCCGAACAGAUGAAGCAGAGCCCAUUGGUGCUUUGCUGUUGGAACACUGCAGAAUCCACCAAGAAGAAAGCAAUGUUUUUUCUAUCGGUUUUCUCGAAGAGCCCGACAGGAAGUACUACUUUGAGUGUGACACCGCCGAGCAGUGCCAGGAAUGGAUCGAGGUGCUGCGGAGAGCCAGUUACGAGUUCAUGCGAAGCAGCCUGGUGUUCUAUCGGAACGAGAUCCAGAAGAUGACGGGGAAGGAUCCUUUGGAGCAGUACGGCAUCUCCGAAGAAGCUCGUUUCCAGCUGGGCGUAGGGAAGCUGUGAGCCCGGACCGUUGGCCCCCCCACACUGGCCACGAGGACUGAAUUGCCAAGCCCCCUCAGUGGGAAGGAGGCGGCCGUACACUGGAAUUUAGCCAAGUGACAUUCGCCCGUUGGUUUUUGCCUUCAAGCAGAGGCGGCUUUAUAGGGUUUUUUUUAAAAUAAGGGAAUCUCAGCUCUACGCGGCUCCUCCGACCUAUCUAGGUGCUCACUGGUGUUGCUUCCAGUCCUUGGUUGGGGGGAAAAAAACAACCUACCUCGAUAUUACCUUUAAUUUCCAAAUUGUGUGCUUGGAGAAAUUUAGUAGGCCCUGUAAACCUAACCGUGAGACGCCUGCUGCGGCUCCGGCUGCUUCAAUUUGUUCAGCUUUUGGUGGGUGGCAAGUAACAAAGAGAGCGUUCAGUCAUUUCUGAUAUGACACAGGUGGAAGCUGCCGGUCACCUCCCUGCAUGAGGUGCUCUAGAUCGGUGCUCACCUGGCUGAGAGAACCAAGGACUGAAGGCACCUCUGGUUUUGAGUCUGGGCCGCUCAGAAAUCUGGGACAUGAUUGGGUAACUCCAUAUGACUAGGGGAGGUUUUGCAGGAUAUAGAUUGUACACCCUCAAAACAUUGGCAUCCGACGGCCCCCAAUUCUGUCAACUUUUUGGAUCGGAUCUGAAAGGCAUGGGCAGUGUUCAAGCAGAGCAGCACUGGCGCUUUGCUAGUCUGGGAUUUGCGGCUUGCCCCCACGCAGCGCAGCCACUGUCUCUGCCAAACUUAGGCCGGCCCCAAAAUGGGCACAGCAGAGUCUUUCCGAGCCCAUGGCAGCAUUCCCUUACUUCAAUAGAGCACACAAUUCCCCUGUCUUGUUGAAUGUAUGUAACAGACGCUGUGAAAUUUUUGCGGGCAUUCAGGACACUCCCCUGACCUUCUUCACUUAGUAGGUGGUUGGCUAAAGCACUCAUGAAGCUUUUUUUUUUGGGGGGGGGGGUCUUAGCAUUACCCACCAGCAUCCAAAAUCUCUCCUGGUUCCCCCCUUAUGGGCUGCAGUGUCAGUGGCCAAUUGCCACUGCUGUUCUUUGGAGCGAGAAAGGGACCUGUGUGUGCCAUGAUGUCACUUCCCCC